AUGUUUAUAGGUUUAUAGGAAAUUUAUCUCUUAGUCGAUCCAAAAGGUUAUCCUUUUGUGCCAAUAUCAAAGCCUAGUGAGGAGUUGUUAAAGGCAGAGAGAGGUUCAUUUCAAACAUUACAUGAAAAAAAUUAGUAUAUACUUGAUAUAGCAUAAAAGGUUUUUAAAAAUAAGAGGAUUACGUUUUAUGCUUAAGAAAAGAUAGUAGAACUAAAUUUUCUUUUAGCCCUUAUCGACUAAGGAAUGAGGUCAAGUAUUAGCAAGUUAAAAGAUACAUUUAAAGAUAAUUCAGAAAAAGGUGUAGGAAUAAGCUAAUAGGAAAACUUAGAAGACGUUGAAAGGGAUAUUAUUGAUUAUUUAAAAAUAUUAAUAAAACUCCCAGAUAUAGCGUUUGAUUUGAGAAUUAAUUAUAAUAUGUUUGUCUAAGGAUUUAAUAAUUUUUCUUAGAUUUUCUUGUACUCUGAUAACAACGAGCUUCUCCUCUAUACUUCUUUAUUUUAUUUAAUUUAUUAUAAGCAUUAAGGUGCAACUCUGUAUGAAAUGCCACCAGAAGAUUAAGAAUUGCUAGCUUCUCUUUUCUGUGCAUAUUUAGCAUAUCAAAAUAAUACAAAUAGGAUGUAGAUAGGAGAUUUGUUAGAAACAUUAGAUGAAAUUAAAAAUAUGAAAUAGUUAGCUCAAAAUGAUCAAAGUUGCUCAAAAUAAAAAUGUUCAUUUAAAGAAUUAAAUAUUGAUUUAGAAUUUGAAAUUAGCGUUCCUAGUAACUAGGUUGAUAUUAAUUCAGGAAACCAAAGCUAUGAAGAAGAUCUGAGUGCAUCUAAAUAAUAUAGCAAUAACCAAAAUACCAAAAAUAUAACUUUAUAAGUAAGAGAGCAAAAUAUUGAUUAAAUAUUCAGUUCAAAAUAAGAGAAAUGCAUCAAUGUUGUUGAUAAUUUACUCAAAAAGUAUUUGAAUGAAGAAGAUUAUAAAAAUUAAAAAAGAAAAUUUUACUCCCAAAGUUUUAUAAAGCUUCUUUUAGAGAUUAAAAUAUUAAAAGCAUAUCACCAUUCUAAAGAUGCUCAUUUGAUUGCUGUUCAGCAACUUGUUUUCCUUCAUUUAAAUCUUAUUGGAGCUAAAAAACCUUUACAUAAUUAUUCUUAAUUCAUAAAUUAAAAGCCAAUCUAACCCCUAGAUGCUUACUACGAUUAAUUACUUUUGCAAAAAUAUUGUCUUACAAAAAUUAUAUAAAAUAUUACCAGUAUAGAAGAAUCUAAAAAUAAUUUAAACAACAAAUAAAAAGAAGAAUUCAGUAAUAAUGAAAGUCAGCAUGUCAACUUAAUGCUUAGGAGUUUAUCAAACUGCGGUCCACUUAUUGCACAUAUGUGCAUGUAUAAAAUUGAAAGUAAGUUUGUCAACUCCUUUAAGAUCACAUAUGAGUAAAAUAUAUGCGAGUUAUGGGUCUAGUUUUUUGAAAAUGUACUAUAAAAAACAUUUGAAGAUGAAAGGUCUAUCAACUAUUCUGAUUACUUAAUGCUAUUUAAAGUAUUCGAUUCGUUUUACAACGAAGUGGAAUAUUUUGGGAUCGAUAUGAGGCAGCAUCUAGAAGAUUCUAAUAACACUUUAAUAUAAGAAAAAGUCAGCUUAGUACAAGAUAUUUUUAAAAAAAUAUUUGAAAAGUUAUCAGUGGCAAGUAAAACAUUUUUGAAAGUUAAAAUGCAGGAAUUUAUUCAAUAUCCAAAGAAAUACAUAUGGAAUUCUCUCUUAUUGUGUGAGUUGAUUUCUAUAGAACCUGAUCUAGCUUUUAAAAUAUUUCAACAAUUUCUUGGCCUUAUGCUUAGCUAAUCCCAAUUUUUAAUUUAGGAAUUAGGAGAACAAGCUAUUGAAAAAAUAUUUUUAAACUUGAUUUCUUAUAUCUUCAAAGAAAAAAUAACAAACUCUACUGUUUACAUAUAAAAUUUGAUAAAUAGAUAACUUUUUAUAGAUAUCAAAGCUCAAAUUCUUCAAAGCAAUCAAUUCGGGCAUUUAAUUUUAAACUAGAUACUCUACCACAUUUUAGAAGCAGAGAUUUAAUUUACAACAAGAUACUUGCUAUACUAAGUUGAUCCUAAACCUGAGGAAAUCUGGGAAAUCUUGGCAGAAAUUUUUAAGCUACUUUCAGAUAGGAAUUAGAUAGUCUUUUUAAAGGGAUUCAGAUUAAUUAAAAGAUUCCUCGAAGAGUUGAUAGAUAUAUACAAAAGAAAUGAGUAAAUCAUUCAUAACACAAAAGUGUGCUAAGUCUAUUCCGAGCUCUGUGUAAAGAAUACAUUGAUCUGGGGUUAGCGCUCAGGAAUUUAAGAACAUACUGAAGUUAUUUAGUUUACAUAUCCUGAAAUAUAGAAGCAACUAAAAAUACAAAUGAUUUAACUCAUGGAUAUGAUUAAAUAAGAGGACGAUUUCAUAAUCCGUUUUUUAGAUAAAAACAAUUUAGCAUUAAAAAAGAAAUUAAAAGCCAUAAAAAGUAAAAGAAAAUAUAACAUUACCAUAGAAGAUGAAGAUUUAGAUGAUAAGCAAUCAUUUUCACUUGCUUAUCACAGUAUGUUUACUUUAUUAGAAUUCAAAUAUAAAGUACUAUGCUCUAAUAGCUUGUAUUAUAUAAAUUGCAUUUGCACAACCUUAAACAGGAGCAUAAGCUAGACGGAAUUCGAAGAAAUAUUUUUAUACUGCUUAAAUUGCUGCUCACCACUGGCUCCUUAAAUAUAAAAAAAGGCAGAAAAAGAAAGUAACAGCAAUCAAGCUUAGUUGCGUUUCCAAGCUACAGAAUUAUUUGGGAGACUAAGACGAUUUUCUGAUUCAGAUGCUCAGCCAGUUUUAAUGGUAAUGACAGAAGUAUGCAAAGAUUACCUAGACAAUCUUCCUCUAUUACUAAAAAGACUUUCAAUACAAAUGAGAAAUUCAUCACAAAACUCAAAAAACAAAUAAAAUCCAGGAAUUUACCCUAAAAAGCCAUUUAUGAUGAUGAGAUUUUGGAAAGAUUAAAGGUAGGGAUUCUUAAAGCUAUUGUAAAACGCUUACUUCACAGGAGAACAUUAUGAGAUGCUUAAACAAAUUAGACAAUGUGAACUUGUUCUGUUUCUAUUUAAAAAGGCUAUAUUAAAUCUUUACUCAGUAGGCCACUACAUCAAUUCAAAUGAAUUUUAUGAUAAUUAUGCCUUUAUUUGCUAAAAAGCUAUUGAAUCUUAAGAAAUACUUUCAGUGACUUUCUUAGAUGAAAUGUGCUCUUAUCUUCAAUAUAAAGUAGACAAAGCUAAAGCUUUUUCUGAAUAAUACGCAUAAUACUAGCAAUAUCUCUAAAUCAAAUUCCACAAACUAGAAAAGGGAACUUUUAUUUCAGAUGCAAAAUGGACUAAUUCAUUUGACAAAUUUAUAUUUAGAAAUAUCAGAUUGCCUAAAAUGAUUUUCAAGGUAACAAUGCUUGCUACAAAGCUAAAAAGAGUAGAUCUUUCUCUGAUUCCAUCUCCAUAUCAAACUGAUAGAAAAUUUAGUUAGAGAUAUUCAAGAAUGAUUAGAGAAAUCAGCUAUUAAAUUAUAAAAUACAAUUGCAGAAAUAUAGUCAUACUUAGUCAAAGGAUGAAUCAGAGUUAACUCACAAAUAUAAUAAAAUAUUUCUUUUACAUAGAGAGUAUAAGAUAAAAUACAGAAGGUAUUCCAAACAGCCAUAAUAGCUUAUUUAUCCCAAUCAUGUGCUCAGAAUUAUAUGCUUCAUGCUCACUGAUUUUAUCUAGUGUUUUAAGAACCCUAAAAGAGUAGAAUAUCACAAUUGAUUACCAAAAUUAUUAACUUGGAUUCAUUGAAAAAAAUAUGUUGAGAGACAUUUUCUUCUCAUUUUUAAAGCAUCAUGAUAACUUCUACUCUUUUAUCAUGAGAGAUUUAGUUAUUUAGCCUAGAGUUUUUUCAAAAAGAUAUUUAAUUUCUAAUGAGAUCUUAGAGCACUACAAAGAAGAAAUUGAAAACUCGGACAGUUAUUUUAAAAUUUCUACUGAGUUUACCACUUAUAUGAAACAUAUUUUUUCUAGCAUGCCUAUUUAUGCAAAAUACAAUGAGUAGAUUCCUGAAAAAUUGGCUGAAUCUUUUUAUGAGAUGACUAAAGAAUACCACAAAGAUAGAACUCUUACAGAUAGAGAAAAAUAAUAAUUAGUAAUGUAUUUAGAGGAUCUAGCUCUUAGGAUAUUGAACCUUUAUUUGCACUCAACAUAUGUUAAUUAAGUAAGAACAAGGAGUUCUCAUAUUAAUAAAGUCAUUUAUAGUUACAUCAAUUUAAAGAUCAAAAACUAAGAAGAAAUUUUACAGUAAAAAAAAAUAAUUUCUAUUUUCUUCUUGAAAUAAAUGGAGCUGCAUCUAUAAGAUUUUAUACCCUAAUGGAAUUCAAUAUCACAUGGUGGUUAUGUUUUGAGAGAGAAUCUACUUGAGAAAUAUAACUCUAUUUAUUUGAAGUCGGAUAUUGAAAAUAAGUUACUUCUAUAUAAGCCAAAUUCUUUAGAUCCUAUAAUUAACGCAUGCACACUGGCUAUGAUAAUGAACUUACUAUGUCGUCUCAUUUAAGAAUCUCCUGAAAUGGAUCCUAGUUUAGACUAAGGAAUGAAAUAUGUAUUUGGGUAGUCAUGGAUAAGCUGCAAAUACUUUUUAUAAUACAUUUCAAAAGUUAUGGAGGAAACGAAGUUUAGAAAAAUUGGUACUGACGAAUCAAACACACUUGACUUUGAUCCUAUAAGAUACUCAAUGGUAAUUACAGAGAAUCUACUUAACUACUCAGCAGACAUUCUUGUAAAAUUAGAAAGAAAUCAAAAUAUGUAAAAAGCUGCUUAGUUAGAAUUGACGGAAUAUAGAUAUAAAGAGAUAUUUAAGAAGGAAAACUGGUAAGAAUUGUUUGACCUCUCAGCAGACAUAGUAAAAAAUUACUUAAAUAUGGAAAUUACAUAAAUAGAAAAAUAUUCAAACCACACAAUACUUGGUAUAAGGAGUGCACCUCUUCGAAAAUUUCUUGGUACAAUGACAAUGUGUAUUUAUCAAGACCCUAACGAGUAAAAGAUCAAAAGACUAUUAAAAGAAACUCUUCCACUUUUACAAAAAACACCAAUUAAAUAAAGUAACUUUUCAGGAUGGAAUAAUUCUUUAUUCAAAAUAUUGAGACAGCUAUGCGAUUCUGUAUUUGUUUACAGCAGCACCCUUUAAUUCAAAAAGGAAUGCCUGAAGCUACAUAUGCUCGAUAUUUUCUAUGACAGAUUCUAGUGUAAAAUAGCUGAUUCAUAUGAGUACAUCAAACUAAAGAACUUCUCUGGUUCAGUAUUUGCAGCUCAGCCAGAAUUAUUUUUAGAAAUUUUAAACGAAUAUUUUGAUAUAGAAAAGGAAGGAAUUUCUAAACUUGAUUUAUAACAGCAAUAAAUCAAUAAGUUACUGCAAAAUAGCCAAACUUUUAAGUUAAAGAGUAAAAUUGUGUACUUCGAUAAUGAUGUUUUAUAGUCUAAAAUUCCUACUCUCUGCUAAGAACUCUUAAAUUUCUUAAUAGAAAGUUUUGCAACUUCUCUUCAAUUGAUGCUUGGAUAAGUUUAUUAACAGAAAGAUAGAGUUUAUCAUUCUACAUUUUCUCAUGAAGUUUCAUUAAAAAUAAUUAUUUAAUUAUGUGGAAAGUAUCCUCUAGCGAUACCUUAUGUAAUAGCUAAAGAGCUUAAUGCUUGUACUCUACUGCUUUAAACAAUACAUAUUCCAAGACUCUACGAGGCUAUUCAUUAGCAUAUAAAGAAUAAAGGAAAUAAAAUUGCUUUCAUUGACUAUUUAUUUUUAGUUUCUCCUUACACUUUUAAUGUCUCCAGAUAGUUCUUUAAAUUUGUUUCUAAUUCAAUAAAUUAUUGCUAUAAAGAAAUAGAUUGUCCUUUUUAGACAAAAGACGAAAAUGGAAAAAUAAGGAGAAUUGUCGUUGGUUCUAAUUAUGAAUUUAAAAAUUAUCUCAUAAAUCUUCAUGAGCUAAAGCUUGAAGAAAUAUUAAGCGCUAGAGAAAUUCUUACUUCAGAUUAAGAUGUAAUAGAGCUAAAGGAUCUGUUAGUUAGUUACUAUUAAUUAUACUUAAGUGGAGGAUAUUCAAGUUAGCUUAAUAUUUCAAUAGACGAAGAGCAGUAUUUAAAAAAUUAAUAAAUAAUUAAUUUGCCAAUUUAUUAUUUGCAAAUUAAAGAAAUCAAUCUUAAAAGAUGCUAUUAAAAUUUAUCAAAAAUAAUUGAAAAAUGCUCUCAAUCUGUCAAGUAGAUGAAUAUCUUAACUGCUAUAGAUUUUUAUAGCAUCUAUAAAUAAGUCUAAAAGGAAAUUAUUCAAAUUUAGUUCAGUCUCUUUUCUGAUAAGUUUUAUGCUAAAGGUAUACACAAUCUGAGAAAUCUUAAAUAGAUGAGCAAUAAAAAUUUAGUGUCUCUUAUGACUGAAAAAAAUAUCGAAUAAGUAGUUAAAAAUGUUAACGAAAUUAAGAUGCUAAAACAAAUUCCUGUUUUUUCAUCAGUAGAGGAAAAUAAAACAACUCUUGAUGAAUAGACAAAUAAAGCUAAUGAAAAUCAAUCUUCAGCUACUAGAAAUAUUACUCUACCUAAAGAUAUGCUCCUAAAAAGCUUUUCAGAAGAAUGUAAGCAGCAAUAGGACUAAUUUAGAAAAUACAGUUAGAAUCCUGAUAAUUAUUAUCAUAAAGAGAGUAAUCAUAUAAAAGUGGAUACUUAUCUUAGAAAAAAUUCAAAAGAAAGCUUUUCUAAAUUUUAUGUCUCAAGAGGAUCUUGGUCCACUUGCGUCUACAACAGCACAUCUAAAAUCAAUACUUUAGAGUACAUUAAGAACCAAGUUUAACAAAAUCAUCUUUAGGGAGAGCUAUCUAACUAAUUCUAUUCAGAGUACUUAGAGUGGUCGCUAAAUUAUAUGUCAGAAGAUGAAGAUUCUGAUUUAUUCUACAGCCUUUACAUCUAUGAUUCUGAAGAUAUAGAUAAAUGGCCCAAAAAGAAUAAUAAUCUUAAGCCAUAAAAUAUUUAUCAAACUAUUUUGCUUGAAUUUGCUGAAGAAAAAAUCUAAGAAAUAAGAUAAGCAGAGUUGACCUAAAACAACUCUUAACAUCAAGAUAACUCUUUAUUCUAAAAGUCGAGUCCUAAUACCAGUGCCGUUAGUAGUAUAAAUAGCCCAUUUCCUCAAGGAAGAUCUGUGAAGUAGUUUAAUCUUGAUGAGGGAAACUAGUUAGUUAAAACUAUCCAAGGAAAUCAAAAAAAUUUAUGCUAAAGUGGAAGUGUAGAAAAGAGUCAAAACAACACCUUGAAUUUGAGAAAUAUAAAUAAUGAUAUUCUUUAAAUAAGAACAAUAACAAUCAGAUAAUUAGAUUAAUAAAAUACUUCUGUAAAUGAUUAGGAAUAAAAUUAAUAAAUAAUAGAAAACAUAAACAGUAACAACAACACCAAUAAUAAUAAUCUGACAAUAUUUUCUAAUGAUAGAGGAUCAGAGUUUAAUUAUCCUAAUUCUAUUUACAAUGAUUAGUAUGGUUUAAAUAAUGAAACUCUAAAUUUUGAGUAAAUUGAAGAAAGGAAAAAUGAGCCUUCAAACAGAUAACCAAGAAGGGAGGACGAUUCAGAUUAUGAUUUAAAUAUAUAUAAUUCUAAUAUAAAUGGAAGGAAAAAUGAGGAAGAUGAAGAUCAAUUAACCAGCAUUUAAAAUUAAAGAAAUCUUUUACAUAGAGAUAAUAUUGCCAUACAAGAAAAUUUAAAUUAAAGAGAGAUAAGGGCUUCAGAAGAUGAUCUCAAUCAAGUGUAGCUAAGAAGUGAAAAUACAGGUGGAAAUGAAAAUUAUUAAUAAGUAAGAAUUACUGAUUUGAAUAGUCGUAAUAUUUAUUUUAGUGAGUGUGAUGAUAGAUAUGUUUUUAAUUCAUCAGAGCAUAAUGCAGAUGGCAUUCAGUAAGAUGAAGAAGAAGAAAAAAAUGAUUACAAUACUUAAGAUAUUAGGGAUAUCCAUUAACUAGGUGAGUUUAGAGAGAACUUUGACUCUCUAUUUUAUGAGUCUCUGAAUAAAAGAGGAAGAUCUGAUGAAAUAAGAAUUGAAGAUGAACUUAGAGAAGAUUUUAUAGAUGAGAUUGAAGAAGAUUAGCAAAAUGUUGGUAUUGCAGUAGACUAGGACCUCGCUUUUGACUAAGAAAGCUAAGAGAUAUUGUAAGAAUUUGAUUGGACUCUCCUUGAUUUUCCUAAAAAUGCCUUAAAUUAGUACGGAAUCGAUAAGCAGCUAUUUAGACUAGCAACUGAUGAAGAAAAAGUUGAAAUGCUAGUCUAAGCUCAAGAAAGGUACUAAGCUAUGAAAGAAAGAGAAUAAGCAGAGCUUAUAACGCGUGCUUAAUAGAGAAAUAAUUUUAAUUUUGAGUAGUAUGGAUUAACUCCUAAUUGCUUAGAGGAGUUUGAUAUAGAUCCAACUUAUUUCUUUUCUUUACCUGAUGAUGUUAAAAUUGAAGUACUAAAUUUGAUUAAGAGAGACUAAACAAAUCUUAAUCAGAUAUGCAUCAGCCCAAGUAAUAACAUAGAUAGAAGUAAUUUCUAAAAUAGCAGCGGAAACUAAAGUCUUAGCGCCGUAGAUGAUGGAAAGUCUCCUAAAAAAUAAAAUCUUUCACCUGAACAGUAAACUCAUCAAAAGUUAAAGUUAAUGCUUCAAAGAGAAUCUAUGGCUUUAAAAAGCCUUAUUUAAAGUAGUGAUUUUCAAUCAAGGAUCAAUUAUAGAAAGCAAGAUAUCAAAAAGAUAGUAUCUUUCCUUAAAAAUUUAGAUGCUCAAACAUAAGAAGGUAUUCUUAAAAUGGCUGACAAUAAUUUAGUUGAAAAAUUGCCUAAGGAAAUGCGCUAGAGAGCUCUCAAUUUAAGAAGGUAGUAUAAUUAAAUUUCUAACAAAGACACACUAAAAGUUUACAACAGCAGUAGCUAAAAUGAUCUAUUUAGAAAUAACAAUAGAAGGAUGUAUGAUCUCGUUUAUUUACCUUCGCUAGAUGACUUAGUCUAUGCAGACUCAGAUGAGGAAUCCGAUGACAACAAUGAAUCAAAUUUAUCAAUUGAAGCAGAUCAAGUCUUAGAAGGAAACUCAGAAUAAGAUGAAAAGGACUCGUAAAUAAUAUCUUAAGGAUACACUUCAAUUGCAAAUUAAUCAACACUUAAUAAUAGCUAUAGCAGCAGUGACAUCAGUGGAAGAGGAAGAAAAGAAGAUGAAGCCUAAAAAUAUUCUGUUAAAAAGGAAUAAACUUACAAUGAAGUGUCUUAUAAAGAUGAUUUAGCAAAAUGUGAGAAGCAGGUUGAUAAAAAGAUUGGUGAGUAUAGUAUUAAUAGUGCCGAAUUUUACAUGAAUUUAGAUGUUAUUGAUGAUGAAGUUCUUAUAGGAAUUAUUCACAAUGCUAUAUUUGCUCCUAUUAGAAUGCAGAGCAGCGAUAAUUUUGCAGGAUUUACAGAUAGCAUUUUUAAAAUGUUGAAGUUAUUAUCUCUCAGUCCCAUAAAUGGUUAUAAAAUAGCAGAUGCAUUGACAUUUUAUCUUUCACUUUCAGAAUAAAGAUUCUAAACUGUGAUAAAAUUUCUUCCAUUUUAUAAGGAUUUAGACUAAGCCUCUAGUCUAAUCAUUCCAAGAAGCGAAAUUUAAUCAAGGAUAUGUUCUUUGAUUAGGAGGCUAUUGGGUGCAAAUGUUUGUGCACCUCUCUAUAUUCAGGGGGUAAUAAAUAGCAAUAAACCACUAAAAUUAUCAUCACCAACAGGAAAUUUAAUUCAUAUCAAUAAAACACAAGAAUUUAUUAACAAAGGAUUUUAAAAAUAAAAGUUAAAUUCAUCUAACAACUCAAUAAAAAAUGAUAUAUUAAUUUAAAACUCUUUAGCUUCAACAUUGUAAUAAUAAUAAUCAAACUAUUCUAAAUUUUUAGUUCCUCUUGAAUUUAUUACAAAAAUGAGAUAGGAAAUAAGCAAAGGAAGUGUUAGCACUGUUUAUAGCAGUUACUUAGAAAACUCAUCAGUAUUUGAGCUAGGCAUAAAGUUAAUUGGAGAAUAGAUACUUUCUAAAGGUUAAAGUGAUGAUGGGCUACUCAUUGUAGAUUACAUUUUGGGAAAAUCAGAAUUCGCUUCAUCUGCUUCUAUGCCUAUUGAUGUAUCUUAAAAUGAUUGGAAUAAGUCACAGAAAUACUCCAAUUAUAAUUAAGAUUAGGAAGAGCAAGGAGGAGAAGACACACUUGGAAAGCUUAGAAAUAGAAAGUUAUCUCAUGAUGUGCAUAUUAAGCAUCAUUAAUUUGAUUAAUAAAAGUUCCAACCUUCAUUUUAUAAUAACAAAGAAGGUACACUUAACUAUGAGCAAACAGAAAAUGAGUUUUUCAAUUAUGAUUAAAUUUUAUCUCAGCAGUAAUUAAUCCAGAGAAGAAAAAACCAGCUGAAGCAGCUCAAAAAGAAUUAAAAUAAAAAAAAUAAAAGCAAAGUGUAAAACCUGUACGAGUCAAUAUCUCCUUACAUGAAAUAGGAUUAGAAGAAUAAUCGUUAGAACAAUUAGUCUAUAGGAAAUUCUCCAACAAGCCAUUUAAAUUUUAGCUACCAAUUCAAUCAAAGUAUUUCAAGUACAGCUGCUCAGAAUGGCUUUUCCAGUCAAGGUAUAAUGCGUUAACUUGAACCAAAUAGAGCAACAGAGUAACCUAAUUCAAAUUAUUCUAGUUAUGUGACCCAUGAUGAUAAAUACAUAUUAGGUGAACAGAUUAUAAACAAUAAUUUUAUGAAAACAUUUUGUGAAAUCAUUUUCAAAUGUAACAAGAGAAUUAAAACAAAUAAUAACCUUCUUGGUAUUGUAAAGAGUUUAAUAAAAUUCAGGUCAGUAAAUUUUGUUACUAUUCUUUGUGGGAUACUUGAAUAGUACGGCAAACAGCUAGUUGAAGUGAUUUAGAAAAUUUAAUAAAAUACUGAAAAUUUUAAAAUACAUGUCCUUUAGAAGAACAAUUAUAAUAUGAAGGUUACUUUGCUCGAGUAAAUAAACGACUAAGAAUAACUCAAUAUUUUGCUCUCUAAAUUUGAAAUGGACACUAUUUAUAAGCUUACAGGUUCCCAAGAUUUCAGAGAGAUAUUCCAUAACUUGAGACAUUUCAUAAAAGAUAUGAAAUACAUCUUCGAGCAGUAUAUCCUUGAGGAAGCUAUUAAAUUUUAUACCCAAAAGGAGCGCAAACAAAGAGAAAAGGAGAUUAAGAAACUUAAUAAGCAAAUACAUGAAAUUAUAAAUGCGAAUACUCCAACAGUUUCGAUGCUUGACAUAGGAAGUUGUUUAAAUUUUUCAAGUCGCCAUAACUUAGAGCUUGCAAGAAUUUAAGAAAGAUUGUAAAAUAAAUAAAUUUAAUCAGCUCAUAACUUACAACAUUAGAAUAGUAGCCAUAAUAUUUCAUCGUCCUCUCAUACACUAAGCUAAGCUAAAUAGACUAAUUUAUAGUAAAGUAAAUUUGAUUUGCUUAAUGCAAACAGCGGUAUUUAUCUGUAGCAUAGUAGCUCUACUCACAUACUCAAUACAAAUAAUUUUAUUAACACUGGCAAAGACUAAAGUAUGACUGAUCUUAUAAUGAGCAAGCAUAAGAAAGACGAGCUUAUUUAAUCAAUGAAACAAUAAAUUGCCUAAAAGCAAAAAGAACUUAAAAAUUAUAUGGAAGAGGAGAGUAAAAAAGUAAGGCUAAAAUUCACUAACUUCUUAAAAAACAAAGUUUAUGCCAUAAGGUCUCUAAAUCUUGCAUUCCGUGAAUGUGUAGAAUAUAUCUUCACUCUGUAGGAACUUGUUGGACAAGAUUUUGAAUCUAAUAAUUCUUAAACAUUAGAGCUUUACUGCAAUUGGAAGUAUGCUCUGAAAUCUAUAAUCAUCCUUCACCAAUUCGUCAACCCUUACAACUAAGAAACCCAACAAAAUAAUGUUGAUUAAAGUAACACACCUAAAAAGAAUUAAGAAGACAACUCAAAUCCCAAUCCCAGAUAAAUGAAAAGAAUGUCAAUUGAUUCUUUUGAAGAGAACAAUGGAUCUUCACUUAAUUCAUCAAACGAUUACUAAUACAACAACAAUUCAAUUGAUUUUGUUGAAGAAAUAGAGGAAGAUUUAGAAGGUCCAAGACUAUCUAGACUAUUUACACAAGAAGAAACUGACCCAACAAAGCUUCCAACCAGUAUACUCUUUAGAAGUAAGUCUGCUUCCAAUCAGCCUAAGUUUGACAUUGAUUCAACAUUUAGUUUAAUGUAUUUACCUAAAGUAAUGAAUACUUUAGAAUAAAUUAUUUACUUGAACUCAGAUAGGCUUGAUAACUUCCAUCACUUUAUCAGAAAUGCUGAGAAAAAGGAUAAACUACCAUUAAAGCUAAAGCUGAGCUUCCUGAGAUCUCUAGCAAAGCAAUAUGCUAUUGACAGACAAUUAAAUCUUUCAGAAGAUUAAAAUUAGCAUCUCAAAUUCAUAAUCGAUAGAGAAAAGACUUGGCAUACUACUUUAGAAUAUUUGAGCAGAUAUACUCCUGCAGAGCUCACUAUAAAGCAAAUAAAGAUCUAAUUUAAAGAUGAAGAUGGUAUAGAUUACGGAGGUCUCACAAGAGAGUGGCUAGCUCUUUUGAGUAAAGAGGUUUUUAAUCCCGAUUAUGGACUCUUUUAGCUGUCUGCAAAUAAAAGAAGUAUACAACCAUCUCCAUUAUCUAUGCUCAUUCCAGAUCACCUUAAUCAUUUCCUUUUCUUAGGUAGGCUAGUAGGAAAGUCCUUGGUAGAAAACUGGCAUUUCGAUAUAAACUUUUGUAGAUCUUUCCUUAAACACAUGUUAAAAAAGAAUCUUUAUGUGAAGGAUUUGGAAGAUAUAGAUCCUGAGUUAAGUAGAAAUUUAAUGUGGAUGCUAGAGAAUGAUGUUGAUGAUUUAAUGUAUGAUUUUAGUUAUGUUGAAAAUAUACUUGGCUGCUAAAGGACAAUAGAUCUUAUUAAGGAUGGACAAAAUAUAGCAGUUACUGAAGAAAAUAAGAAAUAAUACGUUAAGAAAUUUUGUAUAGUAAAAAUGAUUAAUAAUAUAGAAAAAUAAGCGAAAGCAUUUAUAACAGGAUUAGAAUAAAUAAUUCCUCGUGAAGCUUUAGAGCUUUUUAACGUACAGGAACUGGGAUUACAUUUAACAGGAAUGCCAACUGUAGACAUUGAUGACAUGAAAAAAAAUACAUAGUAUUAGUACUACACAGAAAAUAAUAGAGUAAUUAAAUGGUUUUGGGAAGUAUUAUAAGAAGAAAAUGAAAUAAUAAGAGCUAAUUUCCUCUUUUUCCUCACAGGGUCUUUCAAAGUUCCUUAUGGUGGAUUUAAAAACUAUCCUCUCAAGAUUGACAGAGGUGUUUCGCCAGAUAGUUUACCUGUUGCUCAUACAUGCUUUAAUUAAAUAGAUUUACCAGAAUACGAAAGUAAAGAAAAGCUAAAAGAAAAAUUAUUAAUAGCAAUAUCUGAAGGUUCCCAAGGGUUCCAUAUUGGUUGA
Molecule: messenger RNA, 13458 nt
Organism: Tetrahymena thermophila SB210
Lineage: Eukaryota; Ciliophora; Oligohymenophorea; Hymenostomatida; Tetrahymenidae
Product: HECT domain ubiquitin transferase
Exons: 17
Molecular function (GO): ubiquitin-protein transferase activity
Source: RefSeq, a predicted model, not a curated record